UAUCAACCCCGUUCGGCUAGAGGGAGACGGAGAGAGAAAGGUGGUUUAGGAGAAAACGAUGUCCCCCGUGUUUAUCCGGAACUGCAACGGGAAUUCGUCAAAAUUGUGAUCUGGUUUCGAUUUUUCCCUAUGAUCGAAAUUGUUUUAGUUUUAGAGCUUGUCAAGAAGAUAAAGAAUGUCAAAGAUCAUUUGAAUCGAAUGCCGAUUGAUACAUAAUCAGAGACGAUCAAAGUGAAUUUGUUUUUAUGAAAAUAGAUUCUGCCUCACUGUGUCAAACCCUUUUUGACUGUCUCUCCAAGCUGAAGGACAGAGACAGAAACCGAGUAGAGGGGGCUUAGCGUUGAACCCCCCCCCACCCCACCGUCGUCGUCGCCGCCGCCGCCGCUCACGGUCAUCAUCACCCUCCGGUGAAUCAGAUUUGGGCUGCGACCACUUUGGAGAAGAUUUAGGAUUGUAUUUGUUACGAAUUUGCAUAAUGGCUUCUUUCAUGCAUUCCCCCUCCCUCCAAUCUCUCAAAGUUUAUCCGGGAGGCCAUUCUUUCUCCUCCGGGAGGGUGUACCGGACUCGAAUCCUCGAAAAGAACACACCUUGCAUCGUCUCUGCUUGUACUCCGAAAUUGCAUAAAGAUCUUCCCCUUGCAUCACCUGAGGUUGGUAUGUUGUUAGACAAUGUGAAGUGGGAUGACAAAGGUUUGGCAGUUGCAAUAGCCCAAAAUGUUGACACAGGAGCCAUCUUAAUGCAAGGCUUUGUGAACAGGGAUGCACUAGCAACAACCAUAUCUUCUCGGAAAGCUACAUUCUACAGCAGGUCACGGUCACAAUUAUGGACAAAGGGGGAGAGUUCUAUGAAUUUCAUUAAUAUUCAUGAUGUCUUCCUUGAUUGCGACCGUGACUCUAUAAUAUACCUUGGGACGCCUGAUGGCCCUACUUGCCACACCGGAGCAGAAACUUGCUAUUACACAUCAGCUUUUGAUUUCUUGAAAAAUUCACAGGUCGGGGAAAGCAAGAUGGCUUUAACAACUUUGUACUCGUUGGAAUCUACAAUCUCCCAACGGAAAGCAGAACUAGCAGAACCACAAAUAGGGAAACCAUCGUGGACAAAACGACUUUUGACUGACGACAAGUUGCUGUGCUCAAAAAUCCGGGAGGAGGCGGAUGAGUUGUGCCGAACACUGGAGGAAAAGGAGGACAAGUCAAGGACGGCCUCAGAAAUGGCAGAUGUGCUUUAUCAUGCCAUGGUUCUGUUGGGGCUCAGAGGUGUUAAAGCAGAAGAGGUUUUGCAAGUCCUUAGACAAAGAUUUUCACAAUCAGGAGUUGAGGAGAAGGAAAGUCGCAAACCAUAAUUUUAAGCAUUGAACUUAUCACAAGUUGAAUCGUUCAUUGGGCCACCAGAUUUUGCACUUUUAAGCCAAUCAUGGUAAUUUCAAAUCAAACUGGCUAUAUUGUGUUCGUAAUCCUGCUUAUUGACAGCAAUUUAGUAACAUCUCAAUUUACUUGUGUUAUCCUUAGUCUAUGACUCUAUGCUAACGUUCAAUCCUACUCUUGUAGUGAUGCAUUAAAAAUAAUGUUGUAGUGAUUUGUAUACUUAAAAUCACCUUCACUUAAUUUCAAGUGGCUUGGAGCCUCAUCAUUUUGGUACGUGGCCUUAAA
This is a messenger RNA of Rhododendron vialii, 1649 nucleotides long. RefSeq names its product histidine biosynthesis bifunctional protein hisIE, chloroplastic-like. Gene Ontology annotation, biological process: L-histidine biosynthetic process. The record is from RefSeq and is a predicted model, not a curated record. Gene Ontology annotation, molecular function: phosphoribosyl-ATP diphosphatase activity; phosphoribosyl-AMP cyclohydrolase activity. The transcript is spliced from 5 exons. The coding region runs from base 476 to 1342 and encodes 288 amino acids. NCBI's taxonomy places the organism in Eukaryota, Viridiplantae, Streptophyta, Magnoliopsida, Ericales, Ericaceae.